AUGAAUACGGUUGCUACACUUUUCAAUAACUAUCACAUCGACCGAAACGACGCUAAUAUUAAUACAAAUGCAGAUAUAGCUCCAAUAGAAUGUGAACGAAAUGUAUGUCAACAAGAAUUGUAUAGAUUAAAAUAUGGACUUGAGAAUUUGUUGAACAACAAAGGUUACAAUAGUAUUAAACUACAAAGUACAAAUUGGAUAGAUCAAUGUUGGUCGUGUUGUCGUCGCUGUACCAAGAAUAGAAACUAUAACAAGUCAUGCAUAAAUAAAUAUCGUCAUGCUAAUCAUUCGAUAGUGCGAUCUUCAUUCGAUGAUGAUUCCCUUGUUUUGAAGUCUUCACUACGUCACAUCGGUCGGAAACAAUACGAUUUACAACAAAACAUUUCGAAUUUUCAGACAAACAAAGCUACUCCUAUGGAUUUAUCAUGCAAAUCAGUACUUUUCAGAAUUCUUCAAGCAAAAAUAUUAGAUUGUCUUUUCCGUGGUCAAAAAUUUGCUGAAAAUAAAUCGAAUUCUAUAGGUAUUGCACCAUUAUUGAGCAACUACGGUUCAUCAUCUGCUUCUUCAAUGUUCACUGAUAAGAAAUCGUUGUCUUCUUAUUUCGGUCUAUCACACCGAUCAAAUAUCGACACCAUGUCAUCCUUAAAAUCAAGUUCAAUAGCUGCAUUUCCUCAUGAAAAACUUUCAUCUAAUGGCGACGAUAUUUUAUCCCAAUCAAGUACUAAAAAAGGUAAAAUAUGA
Molecule: messenger RNA, 741 nt
Organism: Rotaria socialis
Lineage: Eukaryota; Metazoa; Rotifera; Eurotatoria; Philodinida; Philodinidae
Source: the annotation of a GenBank genome assembly